GGGUUUUCUCUGAUCUCACCCGUCGUAUUUUUUCCAUCGGUAUCCCUGAUGGCCUUGAAGAAUCCUUCUUGACGAUUGGUAUGUUCUCUGGUGAAAGUAUUUACUAUAACCUUUUCCGAACACGCUGUAAGGCGAUAGCGUUAGACUAUAGAACCCAAGCAUAUGCCAAGUACUGCCAGUGGGUGGUUGUUGCCAAAGCGAGAUCCGUCUACAAACAGACCAUGAAUCCCAGUCUUCGUCAUCGAUAGUACACUGAAAAGACUGAUCUACGAUACAUGUCUGCAAUGUAUUCUGAUGACUAACGUUGCAAUAAAACAUGAAAAUGGUCGCAUGAAUGAUUGACGCU
Serpula lacrymans var. lacrymans S7.9 is the source of this 346-nucleotide messenger RNA. RefSeq lists its product as uncharacterized. The record is from RefSeq and is a predicted model, not a curated record. The transcript is spliced from 2 exons. NCBI's taxonomy places the organism in Eukaryota, Fungi, Basidiomycota, Agaricomycetes, Boletales, Serpulaceae. The coding region runs from base 81 to 248 and encodes 55 amino acids.